This is a messenger RNA of Vombatus ursinus (common wombat), 1525 nucleotides long. RefSeq names its product trafficking protein particle complex 6B (gene TRAPPC6B). NCBI's taxonomy places the organism in Eukaryota, Metazoa, Chordata, Mammalia, Diprotodontia, Vombatidae. Gene Ontology annotation, cellular component: TRAPP complex; trans-Golgi network; cis-Golgi network. The transcript has 6 exons. Bases 75 to 551 code for a protein of 158 amino acids. The record is from RefSeq and is a predicted model, not a curated record. Gene Ontology annotation, biological process: regulation of GTPase activity; endoplasmic reticulum to Golgi vesicle-mediated transport.
CCGCGGCGGCGGCCGUGCGCGGGCCCUGACCUCCGCCCUCCCGGGGGCCCGGAGCCCGAGGGAAGCCGCAGGAAAUGGCAGACGAGGCGCUCUUCUUGCUUCUCCACAACGAGAUGGUGACGGGCGUCUACAAGUCCGCGGAUCAGGGGGAGGUGGAAAAUGGAAGAUGCAUUACUAAGCUGGAGAAUAUGGGUUUUAGAGUAGGACAAGGAUUGAUAGAAAGAUUUACAAAGGACACCGCAAGGUUCAAAGAUGAAUUAGAUAUCAUGAAGUUCAUUUGCAAAGAUUUUUGGACCACUGUUUUCAAGAAACAAAUUGAUAAUCUAAGGACAAAUCAUCAGGGCAUCUAUGUGCUUCAGGACAACAAAUUUCGACUCCUGACUCAGAUGUCAGCAGGAAAACAGUAUUUAGAUCACGCUCCUAAGUAUUUAGCAUUUACAUGUGGCUUAAUCAGAGGUGGCUUAUCAAAUUUGGGGAUAAAAAGUAUUGUGACAGCUGAAGUGUCAGCAAUGCCAGCAUGUAAAUUUCAAGUGAUGAUACAGAAGAUGUAGCAUGUACUCAAAUGCUUCUGCAAUGUAAAGAGAUUAAAUUAUUCAUGUAUAAAGAUUUUUGAGUAGUAACUUUUGACUUACUGGCAUUGUCAUAAGUUUCUACAGUACACUGAUUCAUGUAAGCUAUAUGUUAAUUUAUUAGAUGAUGUAAUAUGCACUCUCAAAUAAGAUUACCAUAGUGUGUGUGUGUAUGUGUGUGUGUGUGUGUAUAUAUAUAUAUAUAUAUAUAUCAUCUGAUGGAACAGGAGAGUGUCAAAGAAAAUUUUACUGAGACACUACACUGUAGCUGUAUAUCACAGUAUACCAAAUUCAGCUUUAUUUCAUUAAAAAAUUUAUUAAGUAAGCACAGCAACCAAAUAACAAUGUUUCCUUGUGCUUCUGCUCUACUGGUUCAUGAUAAUAUUUUUGGCAUUAAAAAGGAGGACAAACUUAAAGUCUUACUGAAUUAGAGAGAAAAAGUUAUCAUUUGUAUCCAUUUUUUCAGGUCCAGAAAAAAAAAAGAUUAAAUUGGAUUUAAAAAAAAGUUGGAGGUAUAUGUUAAAAUGAGUAAUUUUCAUAUUUGUAUGAAGAGGCUUUGUAUUUUAAGGCUGCUCAUGGCACUACAAAAAGUAAGACUGGAAGAGGAUUUCUGGGAUCAGCAAGGGUGGAAAGAAAGGAGGUAAAUCUUUGAAAGAAAUCAGAUGAAGGAAAUUAAAUUGUGGGUUGGAUACUAGAUUAGAUAAAUGGUUAAAGAACUAUCUCCAAAAAUACAUGAGACCAAUCAGGAUGACUCUUCACAUGCAAAGGUUACUUGUCCAAGUCAGUUUCACUGCAUUCAAGUAAUAAAUAAUUGAGAAUGUCUAUUCUUCAUACUCGCUAACAGGAAUAUUCAGUUCCAACAACUUUAAACAUGUACAUGUUUAAAAUCUCUUUUAUAUUAAGUACCCCCCAUGGGUUUACUAGUGGCAUGCAAUAAAUAUUGUUUGAUUUCUUAA